CGUCGCUCUGCGUCCGCUUCAGCCGUCCAUUUGGCCCAUCAACCCAACCAUCCUCCAGAGUCCGAAGAAAUCCUACAUAACUCCUCACGUACCCGACCUACCAAUCACACUAUGGAGCUGGAUACGGUCGACUUCAACCUCCGCCUCGUGCCGGCCGACAACGGCGCAGGGUCCGUCCUCUACCACGUCACCAUGGAGGCGACGCGCAGCCUGCGCAGCCUCGAGCUCAUCGCGUGUGAGGUAAGCGAGGCCGUCGCGACCUCGCACAAUUUAGAGCCCGUCUUGUGGCGGGGCGACCAAUUGGUGCUGAACACGUGGGGCCGCUGGGACGUGCGGGCCGGCAAGGAGGAGGAGAAGGGCGUGACGGUGAUUACGGCGCCGCGCUGGUCCGUCGUGCUUCCUCUGCUGGCCAGCGGCAUGUACCGCGGCGAGGUGGAUGUGCACCUUUUUCUGCAGCUUAUCGGUCUCGAGGAGCUCGUCCCGCUGCGUCUCGACACGACGCUGCGUUCGCGGUUCGGCGGCUUGGAGUUCGCGGCGUGCGACCCUGUGUUUGCGGCUCUGGCGGACAUGUCGAUUGAGACCAUGGGCUGGGAGAAAGAUUCCCUGGUGAAGGCCACUGGGUUGCCGGGCGCUACAAGACCGGGGGCCGACGGCGACGACGACGACGACGACGACGACACAACGGAGUUUGACGAGGACGGGCUGGCUAACAGAAUGAGAGCCUUGCAAAUUGACGGUGACGCUCCCGUCCCGCUAGAUGAUGCCUUCCUCUUCUCUAAUUCUUCGCCGGAUGCCAUGUACUCGGCCGUUGCAUGUGCCCUCGUCCGCUACAGCGAGCGCCGCGAUGGCGACGUGCUGGUCAUCGGCCACGACUCCGCCCGCCUGGGUUCCGAGAUUGCGUAUCUCGGCGUACCCGUGCAUGAGUGGGAGCACGAGACGCUAAGCUACGGGGAUGUGGACACGCUUUGUUUGACUGAGUGGCGCGCUGUCGUCAUCGAUGCCGCGGCGAAGGGCGAGGACGAGGAAUCUACCACGACGCGCAAUCUUCAGUACGCGCUUGCUUUCGUCGAAAGGAACCCAGACACACCGGUCCUGACUAGGCUCCACGAUGAUCUGCGAAUGCCUUGCACCCUGUCCAUCCUCCGCGUGCCGGGUCUCAGUCUGGCCAACCCGUUCAAGGCUUGGGUCUGGGUUGGAGAUGCGAGGAGCUGGCAGAAAACGUCGAGCCUGCAUGUAGCUCAGGCAUGCUGGGCGUAUGUUUGCUACGAUGGCAAUCAAGACGUCGUUUUGGAUUUCGAGCUUGCGCCAGCCGACUACGGCAACUUCUUCUCUGACUGCUGCCACUUUAAACAGAGCAAAUAUUCGACCGAGUCUGGAGGGCCGCGCUAUCGCGUGGACUGUAUGGACUUCUGCCAUCUCCUUUCCUCACGUUUCUGGCUAGAAGCAAAGGCCCACGCCCAGACGUCGGCGUUCGCGGCCCACGUCAGGGCGGCACGGAACCCGACCAUGCUCUACUCGGCUCUCAGGAUCCAUCACUUCUGGAACACAACCCCGGCAGCGCGCCGCGAGCUGUUGAGCAAUCUGUUCCGCCCUCGCCGCGUCGCCGCAGUCGUGGGCGUCAACCGCGAACUCGCCGAUCGCGUGCCAGGCACGGCGUGCCUCAUUACGGCAAGGUACGACGCGCUUGCGGGCCUCUGUGUGCCGACGAGCAGGCCGGUAGAUGCAGCCUUGGUCGAGCUCUUCAGUGACCCCAGCGCUGGCGUCCUCCUAAACAUGCUCCACCAGGCGAAGCGCGAGCUUGGAGUCAUGCCCGUCGUCGCACAGCACCAUCGCGUGCUGCCGUUCGAGUCGCUCGCCGUGCUUGCGUCGCGCGAGCUCUACAAGCUGCUUGCCGGCUAUGUGGUCCUGGCGCGCCGGGCCCGGCGGAACCCGCUGCACAAGUGGGAGCUGCAGUUCCUGCUGUGGGCGCUGACCGUCUUCGGCACCUACGACGACAAGAUCGAGUACAUGGAAAUGCUGUAUAACGACAUGGCGGAAACCCGUGGGCUCCGGUUUGACGACUCUCCACCGCCGCGCAUCCUCCAUACCAAGACGGUACGGCCCGAAAGCGACAUUGUGCAUACCGAAGGGCCCGCCGCUGGGAAUUUUAUUGCUUCUCUCUCGGCAUUGCAUAUCAAUACCCAGUAUCUGGCACUCGAUGGCGACUUGGACAACUGCUAUGCCAUAGCAGUUGGACUACAGAAUGCCGAGCGUGGAGAUCGGGCGGGCAUAUACAUGUAAAUUACUAGAGGUCUGAUCCAGAUAGCUGGUUUGUCUCUUAAUUGCUUGCCAAUACUUGGCCUUCAGCAUCUAUUUGGCUGAUUUGCCCACUAAUGAAACUGGUCACGGAAGUUACUGAUGUCGUCGUAACGGCCGAACUUGCCGUCCUCAAUCGACUUGAUCCACCUGUGAAUAUGCUUCAGGAACAACCAGCAGCUGCAGCUGCUGACGGCGGCCUGGAAGUCCAGCUUCAGGGCACUGGACGCGGCCUCAACCAUCCACUGCGACCACAGGCGCUUCAUCCUCGCGUCGUAGACCUUGCGCAGCUGUGUUUUGUCGUACUUCAUCAGCUCCGACCAGGG
Molecule: messenger RNA, 2621 nt
Organism: Lasiosphaeria miniovina
Lineage: Eukaryota; Fungi; Ascomycota; Sordariomycetes; Sordariales; Lasiosphaeriaceae
Exons: 1
Coding region: 112-2280 (722 amino acids)
Source: RefSeq, a predicted model, not a curated record